Messenger RNA from Phyllotreta striolata, 948 nucleotides. Lineage: Eukaryota; Metazoa; Arthropoda; Insecta; Coleoptera; Chrysomelidae. The record is from the annotation of a GenBank genome assembly.
AUGUGCGAAAUCGGUGAAAUAAAAAAUCUAGCUAGCGCGUCCAGAGAAGAGCAAACUAGAUUCAUCGAGUCAUUCGACCAUGUACUUUCCGAUAUGGACGGUGUGAUAUGGACGGCUUUCAAGGCCUUCCCCGACGCCCCGGAAUGCCUGACGAGAUUGAAGAACCUAGGCAAACGAAUCACCUACGUGACCAACAACACCACCGUCCAAAUCGACGAGAUCCACCGGCUUCUGCAAAGGUUCGAAUUUCCCGGAGACAAACCCGACGUAGUCACACCAUCCAGAGCCUACAUAAAUUACUUAAAAUCGCUGAAAUUCAGCAAAAAGCUCUUCGUCAUCGGCGGAAAGGGGUUGAAAUAUGAGCUGAAACAAGCGGGAUUCGAUUUAGCAGAAACCUCGGCGGUUCCGCUAGACGAGACCCUUCCGGCGCUGAUGGGAGCCCUAACGGACGACGAGGAGGUGGGCGCUGUGAUUGUGGAUUACGAGAUCAAUAUCACCCUGAUGAAAUUGCAAAAAUGUUUGACUUAUUUGAAGAGGCCCGAUUGCUUGUUUAUCAUCGGCACGGCAGACAAAACCUUGCCCUUUCCACGAAAUGGACCGUUAAUAGGUAACCAUUAUUUCGUGAAACUUCUUAGCGAACUCAGCGAGAGAACACCACGACAAAUGGCGAAACCAUCACCAGACUAUAACAGGUUUAUAGUUGAGAACUACUCCAUUUCUAAUCCUAGCAGAGUGCUGUUCAUAGGGGAUUCAAUAGAAGAGGACAUGAAAUUCGCGGGCGUGGGGGGUUACAAGAAGUUGCUGGUGUUGAGCGGCAGCGCCAAGAAGGAUGACGUGGUGAGGUGGACUCGAGGCCAAGACGCCAAACCCGACUAUUACAUCGACAAUUUGGCCGCUCUAAACUUGAUUUUGGGCAUGGCCCAGUCCCGCUCCAACAGAAAAAUCUAA